UGGACGAUAUCUGGUUAUCCUGUACAAAGAGAUCGAUUCCUAGAAACAACUAAGCUUUGGGGAAGCAUUUUCUCUGUGAACCAUUUACAAUCAGACCUCCUAAAUCUCAGAACAGAAUCACGCUGGUAAUGCAACGUCGGCCCACCUACCAAACGUGCUUCUCCAUCUUUGCUUGCAAAGGCAUGGAACCAGGCCAUAGAAGAACUCCUGACUCUGCAACAUCUCAAUAAAAUGGCAGCCGCAUCUACAUUGAUCGGCAUUGCCGCUGCCUUUUGUGUGCUUGGUUUGGGGCUCAUUUUGCGUUCCUCUUGGAGGGCCUUGAUUGGUACCCUUUCCCUGGGCGCAAUCUCACUCCUAGUCUUCAUCACGGCUCGCCAUCUACAAAUCCAGCAGAAUCGACUCAGACGUCCGGUCCUAUUGUCCGAUGCAUCCGCCAAAGACUCUUCGGGGCUCGGCUUGUUGAAGGGAGCCUAUUUUCUGAUUGUGCUUGGAUCAGGUGGCCAUACCAAGGAGAUGCUCGCCAUGAUGGGGAUCGGCUUUCCCAACAUCCCCGAUAUGCAUCGACGCUAUCUCAUUUCCAGCGGCGAUGCCAUGUCUCUUAAACACCUCGAUGCAUUCGAGAAUGACCUCAAAGACAUCCAUGGCGAAGAACAAGCCGGUACCCACGACAAGUACAUCGUUACCAGAGCCAGGAAGAUACACCAGAGUCUACUCACAACGCCCUUUACCGCCUUGUUAUCAGUCAUACAGAUAUUCCCGCUGCUCCUGACGUCCCCGUUCAGAGGCGCGAGAAGCCGCCAGCAGUUUCCCGACAUCAUCCUCACCAACGGCCCAGCCACGGGCUUCAUCGUUGGACUGGUCGCCUAUGCCCUGAAAAUGUUCUACAUCGUUCCUGAGGAUACUAUGCAGGUUCUCUACAUUGAGUCUUGGGCACGAAUCCGGACUCUUAGUCUGACCGGGAGGCUUUUCCAUCGCACCGGAUUCGCUGACCUAUUGCUGGUUCAGCAUGAGAAGGUGGCCAGGACAUACGGCGUCAAAAACGCGGGCUGCAUGGUUGUGAAGAGAACGGGCUGACAU
Molecule: messenger RNA, 1077 nt
Organism: Colletotrichum destructivum
Lineage: Eukaryota; Fungi; Ascomycota; Sordariomycetes; Glomerellales; Glomerellaceae
Product: Putative oligosaccharide biosynthesis protein Alg14
Exons: 3
Coding region: 232-1074 (280 amino acids)
Biological process (GO): dolichol-linked oligosaccharide biosynthetic process
Cellular component (GO): UDP-N-acetylglucosamine transferase complex
Molecular function (GO): N-acetylglucosaminyldiphosphodolichol N-acetylglucosaminyltransferase activity
Source: RefSeq, a predicted model, not a curated record